UUUUGACACAUUACCAACCUAAAUUGUCGUUGCUGAAUUCUCCACUGUUCUGAUGAGGAAACAGCACAGCGUGCGCUCUGACUACAAUCACUGGGCUGUGAUGGUGAACAGAGACUUGGGCACCGGGAAAUACAGCUGGCAUUUCUUCAAGGCCUACUGUAACAGCAAACUGUGUAACGUGCUCUUCACCCACAAACUUGCCAAGAGGCUGAAAGGAACCAACGUCACCUGCUACAGUGUCCAUCCAGAGAAGCGGGUCCUCUUCUGUGAAGUUGGACCACCAUAUUAGGACAAACACAGAAUGGACAAAUGGACUCUAGAUAGGACUUACAGGGUUUCGUCUUCUGACCGUUUAUUGCAAGCAAAUUAAAUCUGAUCAUAACACAUAACAACAGGCACUGCAGGUCCAGCAUGGUCAAGAACCUGUUGCCUCUUUGCCAGCCACACCCUCGCUGGCUGCAGUCCUGCUGGGGCU
Messenger RNA from Larimichthys crocea (large yellow croaker), 475 nucleotides. Its product is annotated as retinol dehydrogenase 12-like. NCBI's taxonomy places the organism in Eukaryota, Metazoa, Chordata, Actinopteri, Sciaenidae. Bases 53 to 289 code for a protein of 78 amino acids. The transcript is spliced from 3 exons. The record is from RefSeq and is a predicted model, not a curated record.